Bactrocera dorsalis (oriental fruit fly) is the source of this 1165-nucleotide messenger RNA. RefSeq names its product dimethyladenosine transferase 1, mitochondrial (gene mtTFB1). Gene Ontology annotation, cellular component: mitochondrial matrix. NCBI's taxonomy places the organism in Eukaryota, Metazoa, Arthropoda, Insecta, Diptera, Tephritidae. The coding region runs from base 1 to 1002 and encodes 333 amino acids. Gene Ontology annotation, biological process: transcription initiation at mitochondrial promoter; rRNA methylation. Gene Ontology annotation, molecular function: rRNA (adenine-N6,N6-)-dimethyltransferase activity; mitochondrial transcription factor activity. The record is from RefSeq and is a predicted model, not a curated record. The transcript has a single exon.
AUGCCACAUGCUGCUGCACGGGUGCUCACUGGGGGCGUACGAUUACCGCCCAUGCCAACCAUACGCGAUCUGGUGAAACUUUAUAAAUUGCAGGCCAUUAAACAUAUGAGUCAGAAUUUCAUUAUGGAUGAACGGUUAACGGAUAAAAUUGUAAAGUCUGCCGGUCGUAUAGAUCCACAAGACACGGUGUUAGAAGUCGGGCCGGGUCCGGGUGGCAUAACACGUUCGAUUUUGCGACGCACGCCUGGUCGUUUGGUGCUUGUGGAAAAGGAUGUACGCUUUAUGCCAACAUUAGAGUUGUUAAAGGAAUGCGCACGUCCACUACAUACACAAGUAGACAUCUAUCAAGGUGAUAUAUUGCGUUUUGACAUGGAGAAACAUAUACCAAUGUCCGAAUAUCGCUUACAUCUGAUUGGCAACUUACCUUUUGCUAUUUCUACGCGCCUACUUAUAAAUUGGUUGAAAGAUCUGUCAUUGCGGCGUGGUGGCUUUCGUCGUCCGGACACUGCUAUGACACUCACCUUCCAGAAAGAAGUGGCUGUGCGCAUUUGUGCACCACUAGGUCAUGAACAGCGUUGUCGCUUAUCGAUAAUGUCGCAAAUAUGGACUACACCGUUUAUGAAAUUUGUAAUACCAGGCAAAGCCUUUGUGCCGAAACCAGAAGUCGAUGUGGGCGUUGUAAAGUUGAUACCCCUGAAGCAGCCAAAAACCACGCUACCAUUCGAACUGGUUGAACGUGUUGUCCGUCACAUAUUUAAUAUGCGGCAAAAGUAUUGCCGACGCGGUUAUAGUACCCUUUUUCCACCCGAAGAUCGUGAAGAUGUAACGGAUACGCUUUUCGAGUUGGCCGAUGUAGAUCCAACCGUCAGACCAUUCGAGUUGUCUGUGGAGGAAUGUUUGCGUCUGGCAACAGUAUAUUCAGAUUUCAAAGACAAACAUCCCGAAGUGGCUCGAUAUGAUUACCGCGCAAGAAAAUUACCAAUUGAUGAAUAUUUGGAUUAAUGUUUGGAAAAUGUAUAGUAUGAAUUAUGAAACUAUUACUUUUUUAAGAAAAUGUAAUUUCUGUACUUUCGCUUGUUUCGUCAACAUAAUUUUAUUAAAAAUUGUUGUUUUGAAUUACUUGUUCAUAUUUGUAUAAAUAAAAUUAAUAUUCGAGCUUAUGAAA